Durusdinium trenchii is the source of this 967-nucleotide messenger RNA. Lineage: Eukaryota; Dinophyceae; Suessiales; Symbiodiniaceae. The record is from the annotation of a GenBank genome assembly.
GCGGCCAUCAACCUCAUCCUCCGAUCCGCGCAACAAGAGGAACUUGACCUCCUUAGAAUCCCUACGGGCGCAGCAGAAUGCGAAGGUGCUGGCCCAACAAUCGGAGCGUAUGAGGGAAGCCAUCACUGAGAUCUCUGAGUUGGAUGAGAUCGUUGAGGUGCAGAAUGAACAUUUGGAUGGACAUUCUAUCAUCUGCUUGGUGAGAUUUGUGUUGUCCAUCACUGGAGUUUUAGAUUUCAGAGCAGGACGGGGCUGGAAAUGCCUGGCGCAUUUGUGCCUUGCCAAGACACUGGGGCUGGCCAUUGUGUUGCUGGGCAUGUUGGGAAGCCGCAACGAGUACAGGUUUGUGAAUCUCACCACCAACUCUUACUCCAUGGGCGUCGUCGUGAGCAUCCUGCUGCUCCGCUGGGGCCGGAAGGAGGAGGACUCCUUAGCAGUGCUGCUUGGGCCUAAGGAGUAUCAACUUGACGAGUAUGCUUGCAAAAGAGGUUUCUUGGAGUCCUCCCGAUGGCUGGCAAGCUUAAGGGCUCUCGCAUUGAUGACGGUUUGGGCUCUGAUGGUGGCCUCCAGGAGUCUCUCCGGCUACUUCGGGCGCCCGGAGACCGGCCUCUUACCCGGCGACCUUGCGCAGGACUUGGUCUCGGUGGGCAGCUAUGCUGCAGCCUCACUGGGCGUGAUGGGAGUCUUCUAUGUGCAGCUUCAUGUCUCCUGCGGUCUAGAGCUGGCGGUGGAUAUGUUCAGCGCCCACUUUUUUGAUAGCAAAGAUAUCUACUCUGCGAUGGAGGAGUGGAACAUCCUGCAGGCAUUGAUCAGAUGUGCCUCUUGUGCCUUGGGUCAUGAGACUUUUGCUUGGCAUUGGGGUGCUGCCAGGUAUGGUCUCAGCCAGAGCUUCUGCGCGAACCAGUGUCCGCAAUGUUAUGGCUCGGAUGGGUCUAUCCACCAGUGCUCCUUCUGCUGUAUUCCUUAA